AUGGACGACGAGGAAAUUAAUGACGAUAUGCUCGCGGCAAUGGGGUUCUCGUCCUUUGGCGGUACCAAGAAGAGAAAGUUUGAUCACACCAAUUCGCCGAAGACAGGACCGGAUGUCAGUGGUGCAAACACAACCCAGCUCGGCACUCGACCCAAAAUCAAAAAGGACAAUGACAUGGGCGCAUUCGGAGCGGAUAAUACUACAGGCGAUACUGGGUCCAAGGAGAAGCAAAAACAAAAGCAACCAGCGCCGUCAGGUCUCGCUGCUUUCUUGAACCGGGGACAGAACUUACCUAACAAGCCGCCAAUGUCAACAACCAACGAGGCUCGUCAACCAACUCCAAUCGGUCACCAAAAUCAAGACGCCACUUUCAUGGUAUCCUUCGGAGGACCCUCAAUCCCUCGAGCGGAACUGAAUGCACUGCGGACUGGCGUACUAGCCUCCAACGGAAAGGACACCGCCUACUUUCUCCCAAGUUUCGUCGAGGAUCCGUGGUCCAGCUCUCGGAAAGCCUGAAGCAAGAACGCGCAAUGUCUUGCAGCGCUCAAAAACACUCUUCCUUGGGCUGUUGCUCGCGGAGACUCGUAUUGCUGGGAUCUGCCGAGACCCAAAACCCGAAUCAACGCGCCUCAAGCCACCCGAGACUUACAUAUGACAUUCCCGUGCUGCGCCAUACACGUUGUACAUAUACACAUGCCCGGCUCACAUCUAUGCGUCCGCCACAGUAUCACUGCAGGAAGGGCGGACGUUUCAAAAGCCCCCUACCCGUUGAACUUGCCCCGCAUCUUACUCCUCAUCAUUCGUGUUAUGUUCCUGCGACAACCUUCCGAGGAGCCUCGGAACCACCACCGUUACCGUCAAUUUUCGUGUCGUACUUGGGCUUCACCGACGGUCAACUCCAUGUGC
Messenger RNA from Periconia digitata, 906 nucleotides. The record is from the annotation of a GenBank genome assembly. Lineage: Eukaryota; Fungi; Ascomycota; Dothideomycetes; Pleosporales; Periconiaceae.